GGCGGGCAGGUGCCGCGCGCACACGCAGGCCGGGCGGCUCCGAGUGGCCCCGGUGCGGCCCCUUCCCAGAGCCGCUCGCCAGGCUCUAUCCCCAGAUCAUCGGCACCUCCAAUGGCCGAGGUGCUCGAGCCAGAGCCCGGCACAGGUGAGGGCGAGGCGGCCCAAGCCGUGGAGACGCCGGACUGGAACGCGCUCGGAGACGCGGACCCCCAGCUCGCAAGUUACGAGAUCCGACACUAUGGACCAGCCAAAUGGGUCAGCACCUGCAUUGAGUCAAUGGACUGGGAUUCCGCCAUCCAGACUGGCUUUGCCAGGCUGAACAGCUACAUCGAAGGCAAAAACGAGAAAGAGAUGAAAAUAAAGAUGACAGCUCCAGUGACGAGCUACGUGAAGCCGGGUUCAGGCCCUUUUAGCGAGUCUACCAUUACCAUUUCCCUGUAUAUCCCCUCUGAGCAGCAAUCUGAUCCACCCAGGCCUUCAGAGUCAGAUGUCUUCAUUGAAGACAGAGCUGAAAUGACUGUGUUUGUACGGUCUUACGAAGGAUUCUCUAGUGCCCAAAAGAAUCAAGAACAGCUUCUGACGUUAGCAAGUAUUUUGAGGGAAGAAGGAAAAGUUUUCGAUGAAAAGGUUUACUACACUGCAGGCUACAACAGUCCUCUCAACUCGCUUAAUAAAAAUAAUGAAGUGUGGCUGAUUCAGAAAAAUGAACCCUCCGAAGAAAAUGAAUGAGAAAAUGAAAGGAAGUUGCAUCACCAGGGUCAAUGCUUCUGUUUAAUGUAGACAUCCACACUACCUAUAAGUAAAAUGUAUGUCUAGUAUCUUCUACCUGAGAGUACUAUUAUGAAGUGAGCUUUUCCCAAUGUGCCUUUUUAAUGCUUGAAGCUUCAUCUAGUUACACAUAUAACAGGUCGCUAUAAUAAACAUGAAAAUUGGCCAUAACCUUGGUGGCCUUUAGUUCUAUAAAGCUCCAGGACAAUGUAAUGUUACUACCCCGUCUUCACUGUAUCACAGUCUUGUUGUCUUUUUCCACCUGGAUUUGUGUCCUUUGGAUGUUAUCCCCUCAAAAUAUUAUCAAUAAAAAUGUUAAAGAUUUA
Molecule: messenger RNA, 1094 nt
Organism: Hipposideros armiger (great roundleaf bat)
Lineage: Eukaryota; Metazoa; Chordata; Mammalia; Chiroptera; Hipposideridae
Gene: HEBP2
Product: heme binding protein 2
Exons: 4
Coding region: 112-729 (205 amino acids)
Cellular component (GO): cytoplasm
Molecular function (GO): heme binding
Source: RefSeq, a predicted model, not a curated record